Molecule: messenger RNA, 2025 nt
Organism: Fraxinus pennsylvanica
Lineage: Eukaryota; Viridiplantae; Streptophyta; Magnoliopsida; Lamiales; Oleaceae
Source: the annotation of a GenBank genome assembly
AUGAAGGUGAAAGUAAUAUCACGCUCCACAGAAGAAUUCACUAGAGAACGAAGUCAAGAUCUUCAGAGAGUGUUUCGCAAUUUCGACCCAAAUCUUCGAUCUCAAGAGAAAGCAGUCGAGUAUGUUCGCGCUCUUAAUGCAGCUAAAUUAGAUAAGAUAUUUGCUCGGCCAUUUAUUGGGGCAAUGGAUGGGCACAUUGAUGCAGUCUCGUGUAUGGCAAAAAACCCAAGUCACUUAAAGGGAAUAUUUUCUGGUUCUAUGGAUGGAGAUAUUCGUCUUUGGGAUUUGGCUAGAAGGCAGACAGUUUGUCAGUUUCCUGGUCACCAAGGCGCUGUACGGGGUCUGACAGUAUCUACAGAUGGUCGUGUUCUUGUAUCAUGUGGGACUGAUUCCACGGUCCGGCUCUGGAAUGUUCCUGUUUCUUCUAUUAUGGAGUCUGAUGACUCAUCUGACAGCUCAGCAAAGCCACUAGCAGUCCAUGUUUGGAAGAAUGCGUUCUGGGCUGUUGAUCACCAAUGGGAUGGAGAUCUCUUUGCUACAGCUGGAGCUCAAGUAGAUAUAUGGGACCACAACAGGUCUCAGCCUGUCAACAGUUUUGAAUGGGGGAAAGAUACUGCUAUAUCUGUUCGCUUUAAUCCUGGAGAGCCUAAUUUAUUGGCUACAUCAGCUAGUGACCGGAGCAUAACAAUAUAUGAUUUACGAUUGUCAUCUCCGGCGAGAAAGAUUAUCAUGAGGACAAAAACUAAUUCUAUAGCAUGGAAUCCCAUGGAGCCAAUGAAUUUUACAGCUGCAAAUGAAGAUUGCAAUUGCUACAGCUAUGAUACUAGAAAAUUGGAUGAAGCUAGAUGUGUGCACAAAGAUCAUGUUUCUGCAGUGAUGGAUAUCGAUUAUUCACCAACUGGCCGUGAAUUUGUAACUGGAUCUUAUGAUAGAACUGUGAGAAUAUUCCAAUAUAAUGGUGGUCACAGCCGAGAAGUCUAUCAUACCAAGAGAAUGCAAAGAGUAUUCUGUGUCAAGUACAGUUGUGAUGCAAGUUACGUUAUCUCUGGGAGUGAUGACACCAAUCUUCGACUUUGGAAGGCUAAAGCAUCGGAGCAAUUGGGAGUUCUUCUGCCAAGAGAACGUAAAAAACAUGAAUAUCUGGAGGCUGUCAAGAAUCGUUACAAGCAUCUUCCUGAGGUUAAGCGCAUUGUCAGGCACAGGCACUUGCCAAAAGCAAUAUACAAGGCUGCUUCCCUCAGGCGUAUUAUGUCUGAAGCCGAAAGAAAGAAAGAAGAGAGGAGGAGAGCCCAUAGUGCCCCCGAAGCAUCAAUGGCGCCAAGAGGCAGAAUCCGAAAGCGCCGGUUAACGAGAAUGGAUGCGGCUAUUGACGCCAUGACUCCAUAUGGAUUCUCGGAAGAUCUAACAAGGAAGAUAGCAAGAGAACUUCUCAAGGAAUAUGGGGGAGAUGAAGCAUGGUUUUUCAUUGAGCAAGACACAUAUGAAGUACUACGCGAGGCACUUCUGCGCGAUGUAGAAGAAAAUGAUCGAGAGAUAAGUGCACAGGAUGAAAACCACACGAAGAAUGAGUCGAAGGAUGAAACAGCAGCAGGGGCUUGCGGUGCAGCUACGGACUCCCCACAAGAUGCUGAAAUACCUGACAAUGCUCCAAUAGAUGCUGUGGGUUCCUCUUCUGUUGUACAUCUUACGUGUGCUGAAGGUGUCAGUAUUUCAUCUGGGAUUGAUUCAGCUGAAGAAAAUGGAAGGGACUGGAAGGAUAUCGGCUUGGAUCAGUGUGAUGAUCUGAGAACUGGAAAGGGUUCAAUCCCUUCACCAUUAAUGAUUCCUUCCCCGAUCCCAACCCCGAGGCGUCGUGGACCGUGCUAUGGUUGGCUUGAGAGUGAUGAGGAAAACAACCCGAAUGAUAUCAUCUCUUUCCUCGUGCAAGUAGAAUCAACACCAACAGUAGAAAACUUUUCUCGUGUUGGGACUAAUUCGAAGGCCAAGCGCAAGUCAAGAUGGGACGUGAAACCUGAUGAUCCCUAA